Messenger RNA from Alternaria postmessia, 369 nucleotides. RefSeq lists its product as uncharacterized. Lineage: Eukaryota; Fungi; Ascomycota; Dothideomycetes; Pleosporales; Pleosporaceae. The record is from RefSeq and is a predicted model, not a curated record. The annotation marks the transcript as partial. The transcript has a single exon.
AGCUACGCGCAACCUCCCAGUAGGUCGCCCGCAGCUCCCUACUGGCCAGGAUUCUCAGGCUAUCAGCCAGCCUGGACCCCAACACGCGAGGCAUAUGGCGGCUACAGCUUUGCAGAUAUGUGCCAGACAAGCGUCUCUUGUUCGAUCUACUCUGGUCUUUCCAACAGUAGCGAACAUGUCGGCAACUUUACCAGUGCCGCACGUACGAAUGAGCCCACAGUGCUUCCCAACCAAUCUGGAGGCACUCACAAUGCCUUCAUCGAUGCUCUCGUAUCCUGCCUGCUGAAGGUCAAACAAACACUAGCCGCACAACAAGGCUCUAUAGACGAAAUGCUGCAGUUGACAGCUCUGCUGGGUAACUACCAAUGA